Chironomus riparius is the source of this 1114-nucleotide messenger RNA. NCBI's taxonomy places the organism in Eukaryota, Metazoa, Arthropoda, Insecta, Diptera, Chironomidae. The record is from the annotation of a GenBank genome assembly.
GAAGCUGGCAGCAAGCAGAACGUUACACGUUACUAGUUUGAUGUGAAGAAAUCUUAUUUUUUGUUUAUGAAAAAAGUCUAUAUAAAAAAAGUUUAAAUUUGUGUUUUUUCUCUUCGUUGACGAUUUUAAAAUGGCUGCUGCAACAUCUGUAAUUGUACUUGAUAGAUCAAAUAAUACAACAUGUACAAUUAAUUUACAUGGUGCAACUGUAGUUUCAUGGAGAGUUAAUAAUCAAGAACAGCUAUUCGUUAGCAAAUUAGCUGUUUUUGAUGGUAAGAAAGCUAUUCGUGGAGGGAUUCCAUUUGUUUUUCCACAAUUUGGUGCAUCACAGUUUGGUCCAAACCAUGGUUUUGCAAGAAUUGUCAGAUGGACGCUUGAGCGCGGACCAGAAAGGCUUCCAAAUGGUGACAUUGAAGCAGUACUAAGCUUGUGCGAUAGCGAUUUUUCUCGCUCAAUGUGGAACUACCCGUUCCGGAUCACAUACCGAAUAAUAUUAAGAGAAAAGGAAUUACAUUUUCAUAUUGGAGUUUAUAAUCCAAGCAAAGAGCUAGCUUUUUCAUUUAAUCUUUUAUUGCAUACAUAUUUAAAAGUACCAGACGUUCGAAGAUGUCAAAUUACAGGUCUACAUGGUUGUACUUUCAUUGAUAAAACAAGAGACGGUGCAAUCUAUCAAGAAGGACGAGAAGUUGUUACUGUAAAUGAAUGGACUGAUCGAAUUUACCAGCACACUCAACAAGAGCAUAUUAUUACCAACGUUGUGUCAGGAAGAAAAAUGAGACUUCAAAAAUACAACUUUCCAGAUACAGUAAUUUGGAAUCCUUGGUUAGAUAAAGCACGAGAAACUCCAGAUUUUGGUGAUGAUGAAUAUCCUAAUAUGGUUUGUGUUGAAGCUGGUCAUGUCAGCUCACCUGUUUUGUUGCUUCCAGGUACAGCUUACGAGGCAUCUCAAAUUUUACAAGUAAUUGUUAAUCCGAAACGGUGAAAUUCAAGGAAGGCUCAGCGCCUUCAAAAUCAGAAUCAGCCUCCAACUCCAAUUCAGCAGCCUCAACAACCUUCUUCAACUCAUUUACCACAUACAACACAACAUCUUUCAUUUAAUCCUUUUAUUAGAUAA